Molecule: messenger RNA, 8721 nt
Organism: Caenorhabditis auriculariae
Lineage: Eukaryota; Metazoa; Nematoda; Chromadorea; Rhabditida; Rhabditidae
Source: the annotation of a GenBank genome assembly
AUGAAAAUUCGAUUUUGUUUGGCUCAUAAAAGUUAGUACUUUUUGGUUCAGUUGUAUUUUUCUUGAUUUAGAUGGAUAAUUGAUAUAUUUCAAAUUAAAACUUCAGUAGCCGAGUUAGUGAUAAAGCCGAAAGGAAUAGCGAAGAAUCAUCCGGUGACUCCGCCUUCGACUCCGCCCAUUUCUCGAGGGGGCGUCGCGCAGCAGCCGCGGCAGCUUUUCGUGCUCCACGAAUCCUACAUGUGGUGUUGAGCAAUUCGUUCGGGUCUCGCGUGCAUCCAAAUAUUCGAACCCUCUCCUUGCUAUUUAGUCGUUUCCGGCCGAGAUUUGACCCCUCUCACAUUUCCACACGUUUUUUUCGGCUUCAAACCAGGAAUUAUCCCGCUUAUAGAAAAUCUUAUUGAUCCUUGCCUUGAGGCCAUUUGAUUUUCAGAGCUCAUGUUUACAAUUUGUGAGAAAUCCUUUUUUGUUUUGUAAAAAGCAGCGGCGUGAAGUUAUGAAGUCUGAGAGCCUUUAUCAAUUUUAUUUUGCCCCUUUAAACCUACCACAAAGUUUCUGUGAACAUCCGAACGAAUCUGAAAAUCAUGGGUACACCAGUGAUUAUUUUUUUUCAGUAAGAGCUUAAUAUUUCCUUCUAUUUAAGUUUCUUUCCGAAUUGGAUCAGAAAUUUGGUUUUGGUGAAAUCACUGACUUCGUAAGAACCUAAACUAAAACAUAGAAUCUUUUAGUUUCUUCAGUAUUCAAAAAAAAUUUGACGAACAUGAUAAAUGUCUAUAGAUAAUUUUGCUGUUCUUUCAAUUCUUGUCUCCUUGAAGACACCAGCAAGCAUUUCUCACUAGGCUAUAUUUUUUCCAAUUCUAAAUACUUCACUUCGCCUUUCCAAUAGUACCUUCUUUUCUCACCAAUAGGUUCAACGAGCUCAUGUCCACGUCAUUUUCACACGUUUUUGAACGAAUGGGAAAAGCAGGAAAAAUGAAGAAAAUACGCAUUUUGCAGGUGUGCCCCAACCUCCGACCGACGAAAAGUGAAGCUUCGGCAAGUGGAGCACUAUCAGAGCCGAAACGAGGCCGCUAGCCCGAUGCUUUGAUGUGGCGACGGUGCCGUCAUCGUUGUCCUCGUCUUCUGGAGCGCCACGCCGCGCCAGCCGAAUGCUCCGGGAACUGUCGACAUGGGUCUUUAUUGCCGUUUUCCUUCUGUUCGACGUCUGCAAAGGUAGAGCUCGUUAAACCUGCUUAGCUUUUUGAAUCUGCUUAAAGCUUGCAAUGAAAAUUUUCUCGUAUAUUUUUUCCUCUUUACUGAGUGAUAAAUUUCAAAUAAGCUCAAAAUAGCCUAACUUUUUUUGUUCCAUCAAUUAAACUCUUUAAAAAAAUUUUUAAAAGCUUCUUUCCAUGAAAUUUUCUAAAUCUUUUUGAGUUUUGUUGUCAAUUAUUAAUGGUCCUUGAAACUCACCAUUUUUUUGGGAUCAGUAUUAUAAUUACUAUUUUUCGCUCUGACAAGUUGGUUUCACAUUUUCGUCAAAGUUAUAGUUGACUUCGCAUUUGACAUUUUCCGCUUGUUUUUAUAGAGCUUUAUGACACAACAAGAAGUAAGCACAAAAAAGGACCAGAAAAAAUUUCGUCUUUAUUAAUAUGACAAUUAUUGAAAGCUACUUGAUUUCAUGAAAGUUUUCGUGAGUCAGAACUCUCUUCGUUGACUAGGAUAUGAUCAGCAUAUCGGAGGCUUCUCAUAGGACUUUGUUGACCCUCUGGUCCUCUCCAUUCAGUUUUCUGAGCGCCAUUAAUAAAUAAAGGUCCCAGUGAACAAAGCUACAGCUAUAAUAAAUUAAUACUGAAUUUUCUUUCUCACUGCCUUUUUGAAGUAGUUUUUAUUUUUGUUCCUAUUUUAGCCUACAAUCAUUUCACGGCCCACUACAAAACGAGCCUCUCGAGUGCCGGGAAAAGCUAAGCCGUUCGCGUUUUGCAAAUUGGGCCAAUUAUCAUGGUUGGCUCAUCGUUUCGAGAGUAGAUGGCACAAAGGAGUACUCGUUUUUGCUUGCGAGCCGGCAGAUGAAAGAAAAAUCGGCUGCCGAGCCGACAGUUGGUCCGUCCCUCGGGUACUCGCAAUUAAUUUGUGGCUGCGCUUUUUUCCGUCCAUCGCGCUAUGCCCUCGAAGCUUUCGAAGUUUUUGAGUUGGUAUCCGAAGAUGAAUUUGUGCGAGAUUUUAGGAAACUUCUUUGUAAACUGUUGGUCGCUUAGAAGAAUGCCUUUUAUCAGGUUACAAACCGAAGUUAACAUUUUUUUUUCAUAUUAAAUUUAUUUUCCGAUCUUGAAAACACAGUGAAAAUGGAAAAAAAUUUAAAAUUUAGUUUGGUUAUUAUCUAAUAGUAAUACUAAUUUUUAAAAGGGAAUCAAAAACGAUUUGUUUUUCUGAAUUUUUCAAUAUGAGGAAUAGGUGGUGCUGUCAUUAUCAAUUAAUUUUGAUAGAAGCGAAAAAAGUGGAAUUCAUAGUUUGAUAGUUCCAUUGAUCUAAAAAUCUGUUCUAGAUUUUUACAUUGUAAAAAAAAAACCAAACUUCAAUCAGUGAACCCAAGAGCGCUACGACAAUCGCGAGUUUUCCAUUUCCCCUUUUUUUCAAUUACCUUCUCUGCUUUUACUUGAACUUUUUAUUAAUUAAAAUGGAUAGUUGACGUUCCUGUCGGUAUAAUCCAUUCUGAUCAAGAUCAAAAUUAAAAAAGCAAAAACGCGGAAAUUGAAACUUUGCUCUUGCCGUAGCACCAACCGGAGAUGUUCUCUGUUUUCUAAUGUCAGUAGAUGUUUUUGCUGAAGAAAAAAGGCCGGCGGUCUAGAAACCUAUCGAGAGCACUUGUUCGCGUGCCGAUGUUGUAUGCAUUUGCAUUCGCACGUUUUUGUUGGGAGCUCCAAUUUUUGCUUCCGACUCUGCCAUUCUUCUUCGUCUCACCCCUUGUUUUACCACAUCUCCCGACGGCAGAAACGCUAGAGGAGGUCGCUCUUCACGAGAUAAGAAGCACGGGCCUUGAAAAUUAUAUCACAAAUCAUGUUUUUUGAAGCGAUAUUAUUUGUAGCCUUUCACGAAUUGAGGAGAGCGCUAUCGAAUAUUUCUAAAAAAUCUCCUCAUUUGCUUCAUUCAUUUCAUAGAUAUAGGGGGAUUUCAAGACGAAAAGAAGCAGACAAAAUAGCGACGCUUAGCUUUAUUCAUAUGAAAUCUCCAUGGGAUUUUCUUUUCAUUGCCUCAAGCUUCAUCGUUCAUUAUUCUACUAUUGUCUCUAACACUUGAAAUAGUCCAAAAAGAGACUAGAUUAACACGUCACAAAACAAAAAAAAAAGGAGUACUCAUGUUAUUGAGACCAACUUCGCCGGCUGUCACUUGAUUUAUUGCUUUUUUCGUAAUUUGAAGAGACGCAACAUGAGGAUUCGUUUGUUUAUAAUGCAGAAGCUCUUGGAAGCAAUGAGGGAAGAAUUUGGCUGUGUAGUAGUCCCAAUUUUUCUUGAGUGAUAACGUCUAUGUUGAAAACUUUUUCUUACUUUGACCCAAUAAUAGGAUGAAAAAUCAAAUUGUCUUGUUCGUUCGAUCCAAUAAUUUAUUUCCACCCUUGGUUGUGAAAUAAGAAUGGUUUCGUGCCCAUUGUGCCUGGAGGCACACAAACUUGCGACGGACACAUUAUGUAGAGCCGCUCUGCCCAAUUUUGUCCGUCGAACAUUUAUACUUGUGCCAAAGUGUGCGUAAAUGUGUCCACUCGAAUGAGACCUUAUUUGAAAAGCGGCGCCGAAGAAAAAAGGCGUGGAAGUUUUUCAGGAGAAAUACCUCCAGAGAAAUCUUAAGUUGUACUUUUCUUCACUUUAACAACUGCUUUUGCAAAGGUUUGGGUUGUGAUAAGCGUGAUCCACAAAACAAAGUAUAAUCAGAAAUAACUGAAAAAUACAUACAUAAUUAUCCAUUUUGAUGUCUAUUUGAGAGUAACAUCCUAAAUUGAGUAAGAGAGUUUUUCGUUUUUUCAGGGGCAUCAAUCUUCGGAAAACAUCGUAAAGUAACAGUUUUUUCAUUCUUAGGAAAAGAGCACAGUGAGCCCAAAUAAGUUGUUAUAUAUCAAAUAGUAAUGCAAAAGUAUAACGGAAAAAAAACGGAUGAGAAGUUUAAUUUGACAAAAUGAAGAAACAAAAACAAAAGAAAAAGGCUUUAGCUCUCUGAAUACUCGCAAUUAUUUUCCACCACUGAAAAGGCCACGUUCAUUUAUCUCCUACAGAUUUAUCAAAAAUCCUUUCAUUGAACUUUGGAUUUACAGCAACACGCACAGUGAAGUGCUUCUGCGACCGAGAGUCUUGCGAUGACAACCUUCUUUGUCAAGGAGAGUUCUGUUUCAUCGGCCUCUAUCGUUCAGACGACGGUGAGUUUGAACACCAAGUUUUCACUGAAUUUUUCUUGAUUGAAGACGUCAAGUAGCUUCUUUCCGUUAGCUUUUAGAAUGGUGAAGAAGAUACAUAGCUUGCAUAGAUAGCCCUUUUGAUUAUUUUCGAAUGUGUAGCAAAAAGAGCGGAAAUUUGGGCGAGAAGUCUCGUGUGGAAAUGCCCGAGGGACCUGUCCGACCGCGGCCGUUUGGACUCGCAAUUCGCCUUGAAAAUCAGGGGACCACGCUUUUCAACGAAUUGUGCGUCGCUACUGCACCAGUCGAAAGAAAAACUUAAUCAGCUUUAAAACAAACAAAAAAAAAACAGCCAAAUCACAGCGAAAAUUGACUCCUUCAUAUUUUUGUCCAUGUUCAUAGUCAAUUUUUCCCGACUUGAAAGGCGAGCUACAUAUUGGUUUUUGGCCGGAUCUUGGUCAAACGCAGCUCUCUUUUUGAUGUUUUUUUCGAUGACUUGUAAGUCAAACCUUCCCAAAAGGAAAAAAAAAUAAAUUUUGGUAACAGAUUAGAGGUGUUAUAGGAAUUUCAAGCAAUUCUGUAAGAAUAUAUAAUAAAAUGUUUUACAGUCGAUGUUCCACGGUUACGACAGCAUUGCGGCUCAGCCGAUGACCUAUCUUUUCUCGGUGCUCAUGAAAAUUGCAUUGAACGGGUUGACCAGUGGCAAGAGGUUCGAUUCAAUUUAUUGUUAUCAAAAAAAUUUCUAAGUAAUUUUUUUACAAUUGAUUUCACGAAUAAAAAAACAAUUAUUUUAAUAACACAUAAAUGAAACGCAUUUCCACAAACAAAAAAUUAAAACUUUGAUCUUUGGUCUUCUUCUUCUUACGCCUUUAUACCGCUAGAGCGGCGUCGGCGCACCAAGUCGAUUAGCCGAGGUCCUAUCCUGAUAUCAGUGGGCUGACUCCAGUGACAUAUUCGUCCCUGUGUGUGACGGCUGGGGAUUAUGAAGCCGUGGUUUCCCCCUACCAACAUUUCUUGUUUAAGAAGGUUGGGUCGGGGCGGGGAUCGAACUUGUGACCCUGUGGACCGUAGGCAGGCACACAACCUGUUGCGCUACGGCGCGUCUAAAACUUUGAUCUUUGGUAAUGAACAAUUUUCUUUAAGGUUUGUAAAUGUGCCGACGACUUCUGCAACACGUUCGCCUUCCUCCGUUCUUCGAUCGACACGCGUCCCGACAGCCGCGACGUCGUCCAGUUCACCAAACAGGACGGACCCUAUCCGCCAGUCCAGGACAGACCGGUGAGGGAUCCGAAAGGCUUCAACAAACGAAAGAAUAGAGAAUGUCGUCGUUAUCCAUCUUGUUCAUGCCUUUAAAACCCUUCGCACGUCACACUUUCAAUUUUCUUGACAGAGUAAUUCGAAAUUCUUCCCAUUAAUCCAGAAGCUCUGCUCUUGGGAUCCACUUUGUCUUCCAAAAAAAACGAAAAUGGAAAAUGAAGUUUCAAAUACUGGGUGCGCAUAAAAUAUGGCAACAACAUUCUGUCAACAAUUUCUCUAAAAAACUUUAGCAUAGAAAAUUUUGACAUGUGUCGAGAACCCCAUAAACACUAAGUUAUAUUGAAGACAGUGCUAGUUUAAUAAAGGCAAUAAAAACCUUCGAAUCCUUCCAAAAAAGGCUCCACACGUUUUCCUGAAUCCGCCUCAAAAAUUUUAUAACUCUUCACAUCGAACUUCGGACCCUAACUUGGCGGAAAGACGCCUUUUUAUCUUAUAAGAAAAAAAUGUUUCAACUAACGUUUGCCUUUGAUGAAGUUAAAGAUACCAAUUUGCUCGGAAAAAAAAGUGACAGGUCUCAACAUGAAGCCUCGACAAAAGUCUAGCCAAAAACUGGCAACUACCACACACGGCCUUUUUUUAAUUAAAUAAUUUAUUGACAGAUCAGCGUGAACCCUAACGCGUUCACUUGGAUCUAGAAUUUGAGCAAGUACUUUAUACAGUUAUACAUCAUUUGAGUCGUGGAGGAAUAGACAAGAAGAACUCGUGCAAUGGUAGAUAGACCAGUAAAUUUUUUAAAGACUUGGAGUGGUGGCUGAAUGGAAAUUUGGAAGUGAGUUUGUUCCAAGUAGGAAUUGUUUUAAAGAAAAAAUCAUUAGAAAACUGACCUUGAGAAAGCAGUCGAAGUGGAUUUCGCCUUAAAUUGGACCUGAGGGCAAAAAGUUCGAACUGGGGAAAAUGAUCGAUACCGAAGACAAUUUUAUGAAGGGUCAGAAUGUCAGAUCUAGCUCGCCUGAGGUAAAGUGGAGAGAUAUCAUUUGAGCUGCUAGUCAUUUAUGAGUUUCUUUUUCAAAGCGCAUGAUCGUUCUUCUUGUAAAGCUGAGAGCCCUACACAUAAAUUACAGCGAAAUAACUUUUGCAAUAAUAGAAAGAUUAUUUGUGAAAACAGAAGAAUAUUCGGGGCAUUUCGUGUAAAGUCUUCCCUCAAAGUGGUCGCUCUCCUUUCGAGACUACCACCUAGAGCACGGUCUCCGUGCUCCAGCACAACAUCUGCUGUAUUCUUAGCUUUUCAAAGCGCAACUGGAUGGACCUCAGCACGGAUGCCGCACGGUGCAUUCUGCUUUUUUGCACUCUGGUGCGUAAUUGGGGUCUGCACCGUGCGAUUUUGUUGACUUUUUGGUGCAAAGGUGUCAAAUCAGUGCAUCACCAGUGCGACACCAAAAAAGCACCAAAGCUGCACGGCGCAGACUCCAGUUUCGCACCAGAGUGCAAAAAAGCAGAAUGCACCGUGCGCCAUCUUUGCCGAGACUGCACGCGAAGGAGGCGAAGCGAGGCGACGGACCGUAAGACCAUGCUUUCAACUCUUUCGAAAAGUUCGGACUUUGGUUAGCCAAAAGCGGUUGUUGGCUGAAGCUUCAGAAGUCCUUUUUCACCGUCUAGUCAAUCACAUCUGACGUGAACAACAAAAGGAACGAAUUGAAUAAAAAAAAUUUUCCUAUUUUUGUGUCUGAGCUAUAUAUUCAGAGGAAAUUUUGAAUGAGGCAUUCGAAUAAUUGUCAAAACCGCAUGCGCACAUUUUUUUCGAAAAAAUUCGUGACUUGAAAAUAACAGAACCCAUUAUUGCUAUAGAAUCUUUUUGGAUAAAGCAAAAGCACCGAUGCGAGGAAGGACUUGAUGCAACGAAAAAGUUGCAUUAACGGAGUGGUCCCACAGUCAUCACACGGCUCAGCAAAUCUCACGCUCGUCUGCCUAAGUCGGCGUCGAAAAGUCGCUCAGCUGCUCUUAAGGGAAACCACAGUUUUCUAACACGGCUUAAAAGAAUGGUCGUCAAAAAUGGAGUAAACGCGAAUUCCUUCUAACGCAACACGAUGCUGCGCGUGCCAAACCCAUAUUGCCGUGUUCAAAGUAAUUUCCGCGAAAUGCAAAAUACCCGUUAGAGAAAGGAAAAGAUCACUAAAUUUUGGAGAGUCAGAGAUCAUUUUGCAUUUCGCGGAAAUUACUUUGAACACGACAUUAAAUUCCUUCACUUUUAAUACAGUGUUUUCUUCCGUAUUUUUGAUGAUUCAGUAUUUUUGCACAUCCCGUGUUUUUUCAAAAUGUUUGCGCUUUACAAAGAUUUGAUGUGAUUUUAGACUGUUUUUGGCCCAAAUUCCCAUCAAAGUGACAUUUUUGAUUAUAACAUAAAUCGCACAAAAUAUAUAGUUUGUUUUUCUGAUUAAAAACUUCGAAAAGACUUUCUUAAGAGAAGUGCAUUUUUUCCUUUGGAAAUUUUUGAUUGACGAAUUUUGCUAUAAAACGGCAUUUUGGGAGGUAUUCUAAUUUGCAGAAGCUAUUUCGUCUCUAUUUUCAUUCGAAAAGAUUUUUUGUCGCACGCAUUAAAGUACUCACAAAACUUACGAGAAUUCAGACAAUUUGUCAUUUUAUGCUCUUUUUCCAAACAACAAAAACAAAAAAUUCGACUCUCCCCCUGCGCCCCUAUUGCAGCAAACCGUGCCGCUGUUGCAGCCAGCCACUCUUACUGACCACCGCUGUCGCCCGUUUGAGGACACUGUGGAAACCUAGCAUACACACCCUAAACAGGAAUUUCUUCUUAAAUCUUGCAAAUAUGCAAAAUAUCCUCAAAUCGUGCAAAUCAACCACAAUAUGAGAAUCCAUGAACUACUAUAAACUAUGAAUUUCGCUUCGUCGUGUUCAAGCUUUCACAUCUACUUCUGAGCGGAGUCAAUGAUCCUCCCGUUAAAUAGAACAUUUUUAUAUGUAUUUGGUUUCAGGAAUGGUCAGGGACACGACAGCAGAGUAGCUCGCUCAUUGUGCUCCUCGUCAUAAUUCCGUUAUCCGUCGGAGGAUUCGCUGUUUGCCUCAUCUUUCUCAACUACCACUGCAAAAUGUGCUGA